UGUGCCGAUGAUGAAAGUCGCAAACACCACCAUACACGCAUACAAUGCCGAAGCCCACCGACGACACACGAAGCAGAACAACUCGUCAAAUCAAUUGACAUGACAGACCCAGACUCCACUCGGAUGCCACAGCAGCCGUAAAAAAGCAACCACCCAGCUUCGAAACCGGCAUGGAUUCCCCGCCACGCAAAGCGCAAAAGCAAAUCUCAGCACGCAAAAUCCUUCAGCGAUUACCAUCUCUCCUAGUCAGCAUUCCAGCAAGAGGGACAAGCCCUCGUAUACCGAAGCCUACUGUACCACCAUCCACUCAACCACUGGCACGAACUAGUGGAACGGCAGAUGCAAUGUUACUGCCAUUGAGUAACGAUGGGAAGGAGUGCUAGAGAAGACGGGACAUCAAAAGAGUGGCAUUUGUUC
Messenger RNA from Aspergillus homomorphus CBS 101889, 417 nucleotides. RefSeq lists its product as uncharacterized. The transcript has a single exon. NCBI's taxonomy places the organism in Eukaryota, Fungi, Ascomycota, Eurotiomycetes, Eurotiales, Aspergillaceae. The record is from RefSeq and is a predicted model, not a curated record. Bases 171 to 383 code for a protein of 70 amino acids.